UUUUACUCAAAUAAAUAAAUAAAUGAUAAAGGAAACUCAUACCGCCAACCAAUUGGAUAGAAAAAAACUGCAGCCAAUAGUCCACUCAUGUGAGUUGUGAAAUAGAAAGGUAAUAGUCUGGACCUGCGGGCACUUCUUGUCCUCCAUCCAUUUCCAUUCCCAUUCCCUUUCCCAUUCCCAUUUCCAAGCAAUGCUAAUUCCUUAACCCACCAAAAAAAGAACAAAGCCUCGCCAUCAUAAGGGAGUUUGACCGAUAAAAAUUCAGUCUCUCGCUCUAUCAGUUAAAUUCAUCACCCCCUCUGCUUCUGGCUCGCCCUGCUGUCAAAAGCAUUUCAAAACAGAACCAAAAAGAAGAACAUAGCUCCUGUUCUUGAUGGGGAAGAAGGGAGGCACCACCACUUCCUCCUGGUUGACUGCGGUGAAAAGGGCUUUCAGAUCUCCCACUAAGGAAUCUACCGAUAAGCGAACCAGCCGGAGAAGAGGCGAACACCGUGACCAAGACGUCGACGAUGAAGAAAAGAAACGAGAGAAGCGGAGAUGGAUAUUCAGGAAACCCACGAGCCAAGAAACUGCACCAUCAAUCCAACAGAAGCCCACGCCUCCAUCCGCCGACCACUCCUCUGCCCCGGCAGCUGAGCAGAGGCAUGCUGUCGCGGUGGCCGCCGCAGCCACAGCAGUCACCAGUCUUGCUAGGCCUAAUUACCACGCCAGGGAGCACUAUGCUGCCAUUGUCAUUCAAACCUGUUUUAGAGGAUAUCUGGCGAGGAGGGCAUUGAGAGCGCUGAAGGGGCUGGUGAAGUUGCAAGCACUCGUUAGGGGACACAAUGUGCGGAAGCAAGCAAAGAUGACACUGCGAUGCAUGCAAGCUCUGGUUCGAGCCCAAGCUCGAAUCCUCGAUCAACGGAGGAUGCAGCAGCAGCGGCUUCCCCACAGCCGAAAAUCCACUUUCAGAGACGCCACUAGCCUUAUCGAAUUGCGAUACUUGCAAGACCUCUCUGACCGGAAAUCCCUGCAGUCGAGAGAAAGAAGAAGCAGCAGCAUUUCCGGUGAUUGGGAUGAGCGGCUGCACACGAUUGAGGAAGUGAAUGCAAUGCUUCAGCUUAGGAAAGACGAUGCUGCUUUGAAUCGCCAGAGGAACUUGUCUCACCAGGCGAAGACAUGGAGGAAUGUUAGGAGUUCAUCAUCAGUAGGAAGUGAAGCAGAGCUCCAGGCGGCAAAGCCAUGGAAUAGCAGCAGAAGCAGUAGAGGAGCCAGAGCAUCAACUGACCAUAGAGAUCCAAUCAAGACCGUAGAAAUGGACAUGUCAUCGCUUACCAGGAGACCGUCGAACCAAACCCACCAAAGAUCCAGCUCGCCGAUCCACCGAUCCCACCAAACGCAGCCGUUUCACCAUCGAACUCCCGUCGCGAACACGCCAUCUCCGUCGCGAACCAGGCCGGUCCAAGUCCGGUCGGCGAGCCCCAGAUCGUCGUGCUUGAGAGAAGAAGAUUACAGAUCAAGCUGCGAUUCCUCCCGGACUCCCAGCCUGAGAUCCAAUUACCGCUACACAGGCGGCAAUUUGUUGAACAUUCAACGCGGAUUGAUAAGGAGUUCGAAUUCCUCCGCCGUUGUUGGGCCGCUCCCGAAUUACAUGGCGGCAACGGAAUCAGCGAGGGCGAGGAGCGCGCCAAGGCAGAGACCUUCGACGCCGGAGCGGGACGGCGGGUGUGCGAAGAAGCGGCUUUCGUUCCCGGUCCCGGAUCCUUACGUGACUUCCGGCGGGUUGGGGCAGUGUCCAUUGAGAAGCCCGAGCUUUAAGAGCGUGAGUAGCAGCGCGUAUCUCGGCGGAUUGGAGCAGCAAUCGAACUACUCGUCUUGCUGUACGGAGAGUGUGAUUGGGUACGGCGGCGGCGGCGAGGUUUCCCCUUGGUCCGCAGGCAAUUUCAGGCGGUGGUUAGGGUGACGUAGUGGAUUGACCUGGGUCGGUUCAUGGAAUGCCCGUUGGAGAAUUAACACGUUUAGGGUUCUUUUCGAUUUUUGCUUGGGAACAUUUGUUUGCAAUUAGCAUCUAACUUAUGGUUGGUUCGUUUUUACCAGUUGGUCAUAAAUACAUGUCAAUAGGGAAUAGCUUAUCCAAAAUUUAUUUGUGAUUUCCUUGACUAUUAGGCUUCCAACUUUUUCUAACGCUGACAAAUUGUGAUAUAUAAAAUUCUUGGUUUAGGUUCGGUAAAAU
Molecule: messenger RNA, 2212 nt
Organism: Linum tenue
Lineage: Eukaryota; Viridiplantae; Streptophyta; Magnoliopsida; Malpighiales; Linaceae
Source: the annotation of a GenBank genome assembly